CUUGUUAGUUCCCUAGUUAUCCGAGGGUUGAGCCUCCUGGGAAGCAAGAAUCCCCAGCCCACUGUCUUUACAUCAUUUCUCCUCUGAACUACAACCCCACAGUACAACUAGACCGUGAUACCAGGCAGCUCCGGUGAAGUUGAUCACAAUGGGCGACCAUGUCCUCUUUUUCUACGGAACCUUAAUGGCCCCUCAAAUUCUCCACAGGGUAAUUCACGGUUCACCAGACCCAGAGCCCUGGCAAAAAGCCCUCCUCACAUUCAGGCCAGCCAUUCUGCACGGGUACGGACGGCAUCGAGUGCGGGGAGCCGACUACCCAGGCAUCGUGCCGGCCAAGGCAACUACCACGGAGCCAGACACGGAUUUGAAUGCUAAUGGCUUGGCGGCCGUGCUUGGGACGGUUGUUUCGGGAUUGACAGACGGUGAUGUUCAUCGAUUAGAUAUCUUUGAGGGUGCGGAGUAUGAGAAGAGGAAGGUAAAGGUUAGGAUUUUGCGGGAAUCGCUGGGUGGCAAGGAUGGGGGGCUGGAUGGGAAGGAUACGGAUAGGCAUUUGAUGGAUGUUCUGGAUGCUGCCGGGGCGGAGUUUGCGGAUGAAGGGGAGGAGGUAGAGGCUGUUACAUAUGUUUGGGUUGCUGGGGAAAGUAAGCUGGAGGAUGGAGAGUGGGAUUUCGGGGCAUUCAAGAGGGAUAAAAUGGCCUGGUGGGUGGGGGCAGAUGAAAGUGAGUGGUAAUAUCUUCUUUAGACAUUAGAAGAUUUCCAUAGAAGGCCAAAUGUAUUUUGUUCUUUAGAUGGCCCAAAUCAGCAUAAUCUCUCCCAUCGAAAGCAGGUCUAG
Molecule: messenger RNA, 832 nt
Organism: Aspergillus pseudonomiae
Lineage: Eukaryota; Fungi; Ascomycota; Eurotiomycetes; Eurotiales; Aspergillaceae
Product: gamma-glutamylcyclotransferase family protein
Exons: 2
Coding region: 149-730 (193 amino acids)
Source: RefSeq, a predicted model, not a curated record